This is a messenger RNA of Desarmillaria tabescens, 1994 nucleotides long. RefSeq lists its product as uncharacterized. NCBI's taxonomy places the organism in Eukaryota, Fungi, Basidiomycota, Agaricomycetes, Agaricales, Physalacriaceae. The record is from RefSeq and is a predicted model, not a curated record. Bases 39 to 1898 code for a protein of 619 amino acids. The transcript is spliced from 8 exons.
GUUGCCCUUCGACUUGAUUUUUAUUACACUCAUUGUACAUGUCUGCCACGCUACCUAGCUCAAGAUUCAUCCAGAUAUACGAUUCGUUGCCACCAGAGUCUCAAAGGAAACUCGUCAAAGCAAAUCUCGAGUACAUUCUCGACUCUGCACCUAAGAGGAAGGCCAGACGAGGUAUCGGAAACUGGCACUCCUUGAUUCCACUUUUGGAUCUGCGGGGAAAGAAGAAAGAGAUCAAUGGCCUGCUUGCCGACCUCGCACGCGAUGCCAAGUGUUCCUUCGUGAAAGACAGGUCGAACCGCGACGAACUACUCACAGAAAUCAUCGACAGCAUUUCGGCGUGGCUCUCUACGAUAUGGCUCGUCAUCUACGAGCAUCAAGUUCACUUUCGUGAAGCUCACCAAUGUCUGCUGUUUAUCUCCCAUGUACUGGAGAAGCUCGACGAUGGGUCCAGGGUUGGAGGAUGCCAGUGCUCCAUCAACACGUACGAGGUCGAUAUAUGCAUCAAACGGACGAACGGCAGAACUGUGAAACAUUUUCUGUUCCACGGACCGCAUAAAAUCAGUUUGGUACUGCUGUGGAUGUGGAGAGAAUUGUUUGUUACCCUCUCUGCUUCCGGUGGGCAUCGAGCUAGAGCACAACUUCUACCCGAGAUGUUGUUGGAUAUCGAAGAAGAGAUGGGGUGGAAGUCAUUGGCGCGGCUGCUGUAUGGAGGCAGAAAAGAAGAUGAAGAUGAGGAAAAUGAAGAAUGGGAAGACUACAAUAGUGACAAUGAUGAAGACGAUAAAUCGGACUACGUCCCUGACACUGAUGGCGUCCAGUGUUCUUGUCAUCUUCACGCCCACCACUGGUCCGCGAAAAUCGACCGACAGCGACUAUAUUUGCGAGCAUAUGUCCAAGAGCGACUACAAAGCAUAUUUGAGAUUGGGCCUUCCCGGGAUCUGUUCACCACUCUCGAAGCUCUAGGUGUUGACGACCCAAUCGAGACACGCAAAAACUUAUUUGACAUUCUGUCCCAAGUCGCCGGGUACAGCUCUGACACGUUGGCCGCGGCCCUAGAAAUCUACGCGACCGAGAACGAGACCCUUGCAGUUCUCAAUCUCCUUGAUUCUCAUUCGUCGCUCCUCCGCCCACGCGACACUCAAUUCCUGCAACUCGCCCUCCUCAUGCUCUCCAAGUCACCCUCAUUUCGAACCCGUGCUCUCCAAAUGAUUGAAAAAGAAAUAAUAGACCUGCUAGGCGCAGUCCAUUCCGCCAUCCGUUCAAAUUUCUGCCGUAUCGAAGUUUCUGUACAUAGGGACGAGCUCCAGCGGAUACUCAAGCUACCUUCUUCCUCGCCACAGCGGAGCGACCGACUCGAACAAUGGGUAGACGAUGUCAUCACACCCUCCUCCGCGCCCCUCCACGCCGUCGCGUUCGCCGCUAUGAUUGUAGGUAUCCCCGCGCCCGGGAUCGAAGAGGGUGAAGAUCCGGAUUUCUUGGGACACUUGGACCUGGAUCCAUCCGACCCUGAUUUGGAGGACCUCAGGCAGGAACUGAGGCCGCCGCUAGGGGAGCGAUCACCAGGCGCAAUCAAGGGUGGGGCGUCCCGACGGAACUCAUGCCCUUUCUUGCGUGCGCAUGAUGUGGCCGAGGCUAUGCAGGCAAGGAUCUCGGAUCGACCGAGCAAGAGGCAUGUGAGCGAUGCCCUGAGUACGCUCUCGUCCUUUGCGAAGAUUCAACGAAAGAAGAUGGCUCUGAGGGCUGAUAAGAAACGACAAAAACAGCAGCAGGAGCAACAGCCAGCUUCUUCAACACAGUCUUUCCAACUCAGUGCUGGCAGAUUUGCAUUUAACUUUUCACCGAGCCCUGCUGCACCUCCCGGCCAUGCGUCUUUUGGUGGUAUUGAUGAUCUUGAUUAACGUAUACCUGUAUCAUGCACUUAAUAACUAUUAUUAUGACAGAUAACUUAGCCCCGCGCAGAUAAGUGCAUUGUCCAUGUCCUUUGGCAACCUGCA